Messenger RNA from Polyodon spathula (Mississippi paddlefish), 2171 nucleotides. RefSeq names its product glutamine amidotransferase-like class 1 domain-containing protein 3A, mitochondrial. The transcript is spliced from 4 exons. The record is from RefSeq and is a predicted model, not a curated record. Bases 101 to 778 code for a protein of 225 amino acids. Lineage: Eukaryota; Metazoa; Chordata; Actinopteri; Acipenseriformes; Polyodontidae.
CGGUAGCGCCCGUGCGCUUGUUUCUUUUCUCCUUUUGCACGGCGUGAAGAAGAAAGUCAAGUUGAAAUUGUUUUGUAGGUUUUCCAGGGAGUGUUUCAGAAUGGGAAAGCGUGUGGCUGUAGUUCUGGCUGGAUGUGGAGUUUUUGAUGGCAGUGAAAUUCACGAGGCUUCAGCAGUUUUGGUGCAUUUAAGCAGGAAUGGGGCGGAGGUGAAAAUGUUUGCUCCUAAUAUUGAGCAGAUGCAUGUAGUUGACCAUGUUAAAGGGAGUCCUACAGAGGAAACGAGGAAUGUGCUGGUAGAAAGUGCCAGGCUGGCUCGAGGAGAGAUCCAGGAUUUAACACAGCUCAAAGUCAGCGACUUGGAUGCUGUCAUUUUCCCAGGUGGAUUUGGAGUUGCAAAGAACCUUUGUUCUUGGGCAGUGGAAGGGAAGAAUUGUUCUGUGAAUGAUCAAGUAAAGUCUACACUCAUGGCCUUCCACGGUGCUAAGAAACCCAUUGGGCUGUGCUGUAUCUCCCCUGUACUGGCAGCUAAAGUUUUUCCAGGCUGCGAACUAACAGUUGGGCAUGAUACAAAUGAUGAUGGCAGGUUUCCAGAUGCAGAGACGGCUGGUGCAAUACAGGAACUUGGAUGCAAGCACGUGUGCAAAAAGGUUAAUGAAACCCAUGUUGAUGAGAAGAACAAAAUAGUCACAACUUGUGCAUUUAUGUGCAAGGCCCCCCUUCAUGAAAUAUUUGAUGGGGUUGGAGAAAUGGUGCAGGAUGUGUUGAAGCUUGCUUAAACUGAGCUGUUUCUGUGAAACUGAAAUAAUGUGAAGGUUUCAACACAGUCCCCUACUCCCUGUAACUUGAUGAAGGUGCAGUUGCUCAAAAACCUUUGUCUGAUUUCUGUUACCUUUUGGAAGUCUUUUUCAAAUUUCUGUUCUCUUACUAUCCCUGGUGUGCACUUCAUGUAGAUUUAGCAAGUAUGUAUUUUCAUUGAAAAAUCUAUGGAAAUGUUUCAUUAGCUGAAAUAAUAAUAAAAUAUAUAUACACAGGAACUCUUUGUUUUCCUUUCCACAACAUGGCUCAACCGCUGCAAUCUAACAGUGGGUGUCAGAUUGAAAGCAGCUCAGUUCCCCUUCAGCCCUGGUCUGGCAUUGCCUGCUGUUAAUUUAGCAGGAUACCUGCCUUAGUACACGACCCCUUAUGGGCCUGGCUUUGCUCUCCAAAGGAGGUCGGUGCAAUGAAGAUCUUUUAAACUCAGCAGAUCUCAUACCCCUCCUGUGAGCUGUAAUCACUGCAGAGUGCAUAAACUUAAUAAGGAGGUCUUGCUCACAGCUGUACUAUUAUGCAGGCAAUUGAAGCAUAAAUCUGUGAUUCUUUAAUUGGCUGCUUGUCCUUGGAGCUGUUGAUUUCUCACAGUAGGUAUGUUAGGAGUUUGUAAACCCAUCAUAGUGUAAGUAAGGAGAAAAACCCUUUUUCCUAGUAUAGUGUUAUAUAGUGGGCAUGAAAAAUGUAUAUUUCUAUUUUUGAUUGAAGCAAAUAAUAAUCUCAUAGUUCUGUGUAGAGUAUCUCUUGUACAGUAGAAAAUGUCUUAUACAAUAAGUCACCCAACACAUAAAUUAUUCACUUUUUUAAAAAUCAAAUAAACAAAUUGUAUACCUGAACUAAUAUUACACAACUUUUUUUUUGUAUUUGUUUUCAACUUUAGUCUUGUGCAUUAUGUUCUGUACCCAGUAUAAAAUGUUGUUUUGAAAUAGGAGAAAAUUCUGCUCUAAUUGUUGCAUCUACUGACAUCAAAUUUUCUAAGCUUUCAUUAACAGACUUUCACACAUGUAUACAUUUUUUUACACAUUUAUUUAUGUAUUACAAAUUGUUUUACAUACAAGGUAUCGUGUGAAUUCUUUGUCUUUUGUUAACAAAGUUUAAAUGCUGGAGAAAAUUAUUACAUGUGUUGGUUUAAAUGGCUCUCUUGAUGCAUACAAACACAACUUCAAAGCAUACUGUGUUACUUGACCUGCUGUAUAUUAUUUGCCAGUUCACUUAAGGAAAAAAAAAAAAAAGCAACAUUACUUAUGCUAUAGCAGAUUUUUAGCCUUAUUAUUUGUAUGGCACAUUGUGCAAAUGGGGAAAUCCACUUGUCUGGACAGGGAGGUUAACUCAGUAAAAUAAAGCACAUUGGGUUAAAAAAAA